Colias croceus (clouded yellow) is the source of this 1655-nucleotide messenger RNA. Its product is annotated as UPF0415 protein C7orf25 homolog. The record is from RefSeq and is a predicted model, not a curated record. Lineage: Eukaryota; Metazoa; Arthropoda; Insecta; Lepidoptera; Pieridae. The transcript is spliced from 8 exons. Bases 322 to 1527 code for a protein of 401 amino acids.
ACCUGUGGUCAAAACUCAAAACAUUAAACCGGGCCAUGCCCUAUACUAUAUACCUACCUACUCUUUGCACAUAUUACAUUAAUUCACAAUUCAGGUGGAACCCUAUUGAAAGUUAUCGAACUAGAAUAACAUAUUUAAAUAAUAAAUUAAAAAAUAAAAUAUAGGAAAAGUUGUUGUUUCUGGUGUUCGUUUGGUUAGAUGUUGCUGGUGUUCGUUUGUAGAUACAAAAUUAUGUGAAUUGUCUUGAAUUUCAUGUCUUAUUGAAUACUUACCUUGAACAUUUUAAAAGAUUUCCUGAGGGAUUUCCAUAAUCGUUGAAGUAUGAAUAAUACAACUGAGGAAUUGUUUUCAAUGCUUGAUGAAAAAAUAAAUUAUGGGUAUCUAUUAAUUGAAAGAUUACAAGUAAUAAAAAACUUAGACGGGGUUGCAAAGCUUCAAAGAAAAAUUCGUCAAGAAAUCGAGUUUUUGUCAAGGUUGAAAAAAUCUAAGAAAAUUAAAGUUGAACAAUUAUCAUGUUCAAAUCUGAGACACCUAGGAGCAUUGGUUGAAUAUGCACUUCGCCCAGGCGUUGUAUCGGUUUGUAAGAUAUUCCAUAUUGAUGCUGAGAGCAAACUUGUUAUAGAUAUUAUAAGUGAUGCAGGAAAAGUAUGGACAAAAGUUAUUGCUAGAAAUCCAAAAUCUCUAUCUGCACUAAGCAGGGGAAAUGCUUCAUAUGGCGCCAGAUCAAUUAUAGACCAAGCGGAAGACUAUAUAGAAUGUGCUCAGUUGUAUCCUUGUAUGUAUAAACCACCUAAGGUUAUAUUUGAGUUUGUGAGUGGAAUAGAAGAGAGUCUGGCAAACAAAUUAAAAGCUCUAGGCGUCAUUGUAAAUGGAGAAAUACUACCAAAUUCAAAACCAACUGAUUCUGAUGAAUAUUGUGAUUCAAGUGAUGAUGGCUCCUUCCAAAACAGGUCAGACGACAAUCAGCCCUUGUGCAAUGUAUCAACCUUAGAUGAGCAUGCUGCUGGUAUAAACACUCUCAAUCUGGAUGUAACAGCGAUGAUGGCAUAUGUAAGCAACAUGACAAAUGGACAUUGCAACUAUGUGUUUAAACAAGAAGUCUUAACUCAGCAAGCAGCCUGGGACAUGGAGAGACCUGUUAAACCAAUAUUAGAUAAAUUAUUUGAAGGUAAAACUUUGGUAUGUUGUAGAACUGCGUGGGAUAAUUUUCAAAAGAUUGUAGAAAUAUUGGGUGGUCCGAUGGAGAAGAAACGAACUAUGGAUUUACGCGAGAAAUUAACUAUUUACGACGACGAUUAUGGUGGUCAAAAUGAUUAUCCCAGAGAAAAUUUGAAAGUCAGAGGCAAUGUUCGACUCAGAUCAAAAACAGUAUUCAAUUUUGGACAUAGAAUUAAGGCUAUAACAGUUUCUGCAAAUGAAGGUUUUGUCAGAGCAGCAAUGCAGCAGGGGGUAAAUUAUGCUGCUUUUAUUCACGAGUCAAGAGCUUUAACAGAAGGAAAAGAAGCUAGUGCAACAAAACUUUUAUGAUACAUGUCUGGCAUUGUUAGAAACCCUAAAAUCUUGAAGAUAAUUGGAAAAUUUUAUAUAUAACUAGUUUAAUAUAGAGAAUUAUAGUAAUCAUACCUCACAAUAUGUCUUAGAAAUUGAUAUUACUA